Molecule: messenger RNA, 546 nt
Organism: Theileria orientalis strain Shintoku
Lineage: Eukaryota; Apicomplexa; Aconoidasida; Piroplasmida; Theileriidae
Exons: 3
Coding region: 1-546 (181 amino acids)
Molecular function (GO): protein heterodimerization activity
Source: RefSeq, a predicted model, not a curated record
AUGAGUGAUAGAGUAAUUCCUAACUAUCGAAUCAAGAGGAUUCUAGAAAUAGAUGAGCAUAUGCCCCGUAUGAACAAAAAGGCUUUGUAUACCCUCGGAAAGUCACUGAAAAUAUUUUUACAAGAGUACGCAAAGGAUAUACACAAACAUAUAGUAAAUACGGGAUCUUCUUACCCAGUAAAACCACAACACAUAGUUAAUGUUUCAUUCGACCCAAGGUUUAUUAAGUACGAGUUUCUCACACACGCGAAGCAGAUUAUAGAGACACAGGAACAUGAAACGGAAUCCAUCAAUAAAUUAAUGAAUUCGGAGCAUAAACAUAAAAGUGGGUCUACUAGCAGUCACUUAAAAACGGAGAUGGUCGAUGAUUUAUCGAAGAAAGUCGAUACAAAUAGUUAUAUUUCGAAUGUAGAGUGUAAAAUAAAUAAUACGAGUGGCAAAAGUAGUGUUACGAACACUGGGCUUAAGAGAAAUGGUAAAUCCCCGGGAAAAACUGCCGAUAAGAGACAAAAAAACUCCAUUCUCAGCUACUUUACAACCAAGUAA